UCCUCCUCCUCUCUCUCUCUCUCUCUCUCUCUAGAUCACUUCCGCCUCCUCCACCGCCGCCGCCGCCGCCGCCGCCGUCUCUCCGAUGUGGCCGCGGUGGCGCAAGGGACCCACCGGCCCGCUCGCCUCCCCGACCCACUCCUCCUUCUCUUUCCCAACUCUCAAGGACGUCCACUCCCUCCUCCGAGACGAUGAGGAGAUCUCUGGCGCCGCCGGUAACUCCCCCCGGAGGCCCUCCGUCUUCCACCGCGUCCGGAUCUCCGCCGCCGCCCUCCGCACGUGGCGCACCCUCUCGGACCCGAGCCCCGUGCCGACCGGCCAGGAGAAGCGUAUCGUGCUCUACUACACCAGCCUCCGCGUGAUCCGCAAGACGUUCGAGGACUGCCGCGCCGUGCGGUCGAUCCUCCGUGGGUUCCGCGUGGCCGUCGACGAGCGGGAUGUGGCCAUGGACUCCGGAUUCCUGGCGGAGCUGAAGGGGCUCCUGGGGCGGCAGCGGGGGCAGCGGUUGGGGCUCCCACAGGUGUUCAUCGGGGGGCGGUACGUCGGCGGGGCGGAGGAGAUCUGGCAGCUCCAUGAGUCCGGCGAGCUCAAGAGGUUCGUGGAGGGGGUGGCGCCGGCGGCGCCGGCGGGCUGCGAGCGGUGCGGUGGGGUGGCGUUCGUGCUCUGCGGGAGCUGCGCCGGCAGCCACAAGCGCUACACCGACAAGAAUGGGUUCCGGAUCUGCACGGCCUGCAACGAGAACGGGCUCGUCCGGUGCCCCGAUUGCUGCCCCUCGGCCCUCUGAUCCAGAUCGGAGGCCUCUGAUUGCCGUUCCGAUUUCCUUUUUCUUUCCCUUUUUUCUUUUUUUUCCUGGAGAGCAAGAGAGAGAGGAGGAAACAGGCCGUUGUAGUUCCAACGGUAAUUACCAUUAAUACGUUAACUGUUGGGGUAAUAUUACUGGUUUUGGGUUUUUAUUUGGGAAGUUUAAUUAUUAUGGAGCACUCGUUUCCUCCUCCUCUUGUGUUUGUGUGAAGUGUUAUGCAUGGGAGAUUUGGCAAAUUUUUUUCCCUCUAUUUUCUCCUUGUACAAUGUAGACUCGGAGAGAGGAAUAAGAAACUUUGGAAUGGGCAAACACUUGAGGAAGAUAUUAUAUCAAGAUUAAUAGUG
This is a messenger RNA of Elaeis guineensis (African oil palm), 1146 nucleotides long. RefSeq lists its product as uncharacterized. Lineage: Eukaryota; Viridiplantae; Streptophyta; Magnoliopsida; Arecales; Arecaceae. The record is from RefSeq and is a predicted model, not a curated record.